AGAGGGGGGAAAUGACAUCACUCACUCGCGCCAAGCUGAAACUUGUGCCUGAUCUCAUUGCCUAUAGGUGGUGCCCGUUUUAAGAGCUUGGUGUGAUAAGUUGCGCCUUUGCUGCUGGACAUGAUUUUUCCUUAGCUCGUGCUACGUGUCCGCCCUCUCGUGCGUGUGCGCAUCCGUCCUGUCCCGAUUUCCACUCCUCCUCCUGCAGGACAGGCUUGGGAAUCUGGCGUGGCAAGAUGGGGGAAAUACGGCUGCCAAUUCAAGCGUUCCUUUGGUGCAUGUCUGCCAUCUAUAUGUUUGCCUUUGCUUCCCUAUACAUACAGAUUCCAGGUCUCUAUGGCAACGACGGUUUGAUGCCAGCGCGAUGGACGCUGCGCUACACAGGCAAAGGAAUCUGGGAGCAACUGAGAGAUUCUCCCACCCUCUUGUGGCUGGGUCCCAAACUUGGGCUGGAUACCCAACAGGGCAUGGAGCUUAUAGCCCUGAUGGGGAUCGCACUCAGCCUCCUGUCAACUCUGACGCACAGGCUACGGGACUGUCGGCUCUACCUUUGCCUCUGGAUACUGUACCUGUCACUUUAUCAGGUGGGCCAGGUGUUUCUCUACUUCCAGUGGGAUAAUCUGCUGCUGGAGACGGGGUUUCUGUGUGUGUUGGUGGCCCCUAUGUACUUGCCCUGGGGCCGUUUGCGGGGUUGUUUCAAUGACAACAUGACGCUGUGGCUGGUGCGCUGGUUGCUCUUCCGGCUCAUGUUUGCCUCCGGGGUGGUCAAGCUCACCAGCCGCUGCCCCACCUGGUGGGGUCUUACAGCGAUGACCUACCACUAUGAGACUCAGUGCAUCCCCACCCCUCUGGCCUGGUUCGCUCACCAGCUCCCCGUGUGGUGGCAGAAGUUCAGUGUGGUGGCCACCUUCCUCAUCGAGAUCCCUGUGCCCUUCCUCUUCUUUAGCCCCAUACGACGCCACCGCCUCGCCGCCUUCUACAUGCAGGUGUUGUUGCAGGUGCUGAUUAUCCUCUCAGGGAAUUAUAACUUCUUUAACCUGCUGACGCUCGCACUCUGUUUCUCCCUGCUGGAUGAUGAACACAUCAACUUCCUGCUGCGCAGGACCUCUGCAGACACCCGCAAACCACAGAGCACUCUGGAGAAAGCGUGGUCAUGGGGAUGUGUGUGUGUGGAGCUGUCUGUGUAUAUCCUACUGGCCUACUGGGCCAGCCUUCACUUCAGCCUGCAGAUGGACUGGGAGAAGAAGGAGGUCUUGUCAAAGACUGCCUUCACAUAUCACCAGUUCAUGGCACUUCUGAAGGAUGUGUUGAUUCCCAGCAUCUGGAUUGGAGUUCUAUCCCUAACCUGGGAGAUUAUCAGGGCAAUGAUCAAGUGUGUGUGUAUGAAGGGUGUGUUGUUGCGCUUCUGGAGCACUCUCCAGUGGGGUGUGAUGGCUGCUGCAGCUGCAAGCAUGUUCGCCAUCAGCUUGGUGCCCUUCACAUUCCUAGACUACGAUGCUAACAAUGCUCUUUGGCCGGGCGUAAAGCGGGCGUUUGAGGUGACGGACCGCUACCAGCUGACAAACUCAUACGGCCUCUUCCGCAGGAUGACCGGCGUUGGAGGUCGUCCAGAGGUCAUAAUCGAGGGCAGCUGGGACCGGAAGACCUGGACGGAGAUAGAGUUCAUGUAUAAGCCGGGGAACAUGAGUGCACCUCCACCCUUUCUGACUCCCCACCAACCCAGGCUGGACUGGCAGAUGUGGUUCGCUGCCCUAGGGCCUAACCACCAGAGCCCCUGGUUUAGCAGCCUGCUCUACCGACUACUGCAGGGGAAAAAGGAUGUGAUCCGGCUGAUUCAGGCCGACGAAUCAAACUACCCGUUCAAGGAUCAGCCCCCUACCUUCCUCAGAGCUCAUCGCUACAAGUACUGGUUUACCGGACCCAAGGAGGACGGGACGUACCCCAUUCGGUGGUGGCGGAGGGUGUAUGUGGAGGAGUUCUAUCCCACAGUGCAGUUGGGUGACUCUUUCCUAGAGAACAUGCUGAGUCAGGGUGGACUAAAGGAAAAGGCUCCAGCAAGGCGCACCUCUAAGGCUGCAUUGGCCCAGGUCCUCGCGAGUGUGCGUGAGACUGUGUGUGUGCUGCCCGCCCCUGUGGUCAUCUGGUCCCUCUUCAUCGCUGUGGCCGGAGCGUGUGUGCUGAAACAGCUUCUGUCACACACACACACCCCCACUCACAGGCAUGACGAGGCCAGCGAGAGGGAAAGACACAACGCUAGACAGCAGAACAGCCAGACACCACCUGGACACACACAAGAGAAACAGACGGAGGAGGAGGAGGACAGGAGAGGAGGUGGGGACGUUGAAGAAUACACGAUGAAGAAGGAUGAAGAGGAGGAGAAGGACGAAAGAGAAAAGGGCAUGGAGGAGAGGAGUGAUGAGGAGGAGGAAGGAGAAGAGAAGGCGAAUGGAGAGAAGAGAGCAGAAGAGAGAGAAGAGGCACUAAUCACAAUACCACUAUGA
Molecule: messenger RNA, 2501 nt
Organism: Clupea harengus (Atlantic herring)
Lineage: Eukaryota; Metazoa; Chordata; Actinopteri; Clupeiformes; Clupeidae
Gene: lmf2a
Product: lipase maturation factor 2a
Biological process (GO): protein maturation
Cellular component (GO): endoplasmic reticulum membrane
Source: RefSeq, a predicted model, not a curated record